AUGCCUUUGGCUACUUGUGUUGUCUUUAUGGAGAUCUCUGAUUCGCAGAGUCUGCACAGCGAAGCUCUUCUGUCUUCUCUUAGCAAUGAUGGUCAUGCAAAACAGCAAGACUACAAUCGGCUGAAGAAGUGGCCUACUCUCGAGAAGGGCAAACCUUUUCGACCGAAAGCUAUUGGUGAUAGAGGAACUUCUCAAUCAGAAUAUUGCGAAAGAACACCUUGCAUUCAAGGAUUUCUUGAGAAUCCCGGUCCCGCAUCCUCAUUCUGCAAGCAAUAUACAGCCACUGUAGAGAGUGCAGAACCUCAAUCCACCUUACCAAGUUUCAUCAAUGGCUGUUUGUCAAAUACAGUUAGCAUUUCAAGCGCCUGUUCGUGCUUGGAGAGUUACCCUACUGUAUCCUUGACCUCGGCGGACAUCAGUCUGAAUACAGGUGUUCCGCUGGUCUCGACACCCACUUCCCAGAGAACACCAGAUGUUGCAUCAUCAAGCUAUUCGGCAGCUGGCAGCUCUUCAGUUCGCAACAUGGCAAGGGCGCCAAUUGAUGAGACAAGCAUCCCAGUAUCAACGGGCAAUGGUGAUAGCCAAAGUCAAUCACCAUCUUCGUCAAAGUCAGUCUCGACUCGACCACGGAAAUUUUCACAGACAAAGAUUACGUCAAAAAGGACGCGUGUGUAUAAUAUGACAACCACGGGAACUGACGCUCGUGGCUCGUCAUUCACCUCCGUACUUCAAGUAACCCCAUCGAAAUCCGCCUUGAAUAUGACCCAAUUACUUAGUUCACCGACAGCAAGCGUAACCGGUAAAUCCAUCUCGGUUUCGACUGCCAUAACUACGAAUGAUCAAGGCCAAACGAUCUCGUCUGAGGUCCAGGUUACGUCCGAGAGCUCUCUAGCAUUCAGAAACUCCUCAACUGGCAAGGUACGACCCUCUGGAGCCUCAUUCAACUUUACUCAACCUGGAGUAAAUACGAAAGAUACCGCAAUGAUGUCGGGAACCCAAGAUCCUCUUUCGUCGUCGCGCUUGACAAAUAACAGCCUUGCGAUGCCUCCAAUCGUACCUGUUGUUUUCCCUACACAAGUCUAA
Molecule: messenger RNA, 1083 nt
Organism: Glarea lozoyensis ATCC 20868
Lineage: Eukaryota; Fungi; Ascomycota; Leotiomycetes; Helotiales; Helotiaceae
Exons: 2
Coding region: 1-1083 (360 amino acids)
Source: RefSeq, a predicted model, not a curated record